UGUUAUUACACUUGUUUGUGUUCUGAAGUGUGUAAACACAUUUUACUAGUUUACUUGUGUUUAAUUAUUACAGUAUUCUGUAGUUGAUAUUUUGUCUAAACUGUUGAUUCAUUGUUUUUGUUUUGACUACUACAUUUAAUACCACAGAAAACCAUGUCGUCUACCGAUGUUGUUGUGCCAAUAAAUUACCUAGACUUGUGCCGCAUCUGUCUCGCCGAAAACCAUCUCACUGAUAUUCUAAUGUUUGGAGAAACGUCUAUACAAUGGAUAAAAGACAUUAAGACAUACUUCAACGUCCAAUUACAAUUCAAUGAUCAUAAAUCGACAAAGCUAUGUAGGCGUUGUAUUCAUAAGAUUGAGUCAUGGCGCAGGGAUAUGCGUUAUGCAGUCAAUUCUCAAAUUAUCAUCGAUUUUUUUGAUAGACGGGUGCAAAGUGUAAUGGGAAUCGAUGUAGAAGAGGAUUGAAAUAAUCAGUUCACAAAUACAUUUAAACUUGUAACAGACAAUGUUAUAUCAAAAUUUUGUCUAAUAAAUUUCCUUUAUUUUAUUACAUUUGAA
Messenger RNA from Rhopalosiphum maidis (corn leaf aphid), 558 nucleotides. RefSeq lists its product as uncharacterized. Gene Ontology annotation, cellular component: nucleus. The record is from RefSeq and is a predicted model, not a curated record. The transcript is spliced from 3 exons. Gene Ontology annotation, molecular function: zinc ion binding. The coding region runs from base 154 to 465 and encodes 103 amino acids. NCBI's taxonomy places the organism in Eukaryota, Metazoa, Arthropoda, Insecta, Hemiptera, Aphididae.